Molecule: messenger RNA, 1632 nt
Organism: Hemiscyllium ocellatum (epaulette shark)
Lineage: Eukaryota; Metazoa; Chordata; Chondrichthyes; Orectolobiformes; Hemiscylliidae
Gene: nudt22
Product: nudix (nucleoside diphosphate linked moiety X)-type motif 22
Exons: 6
Coding region: 306-1184 (292 amino acids)
Molecular function (GO): GDP-mannose hydrolase activity
Source: RefSeq, a predicted model, not a curated record
CCGAAGGGCUGAAUGGCCUCCCGCCAGAAGACGGAAUGGCCGAAUCCCCGAGUCACAUGCCACACCCGGGAGCCAAUGGCUGAGCAGCCGUCUUCCCCCUGAGCCUAGCUUCCGCAUUCGUGAACGUGACGGAGGGGUGGGAAUCCCCUUCAUUGAUCGGAUACACCGCUGCUGCGUCACACAGGGGCUGUAAUACAACGCCUUCUGGGGGGAACCCUACCACCUUCCCCCCUCCUACCACUCCAUUCAGCUCCCGGGGGCUGGGCCAGUGUUCCCCUCCGGCUCUUCCAUCAAAAGGUGCAGGCAUGGACCCAGACGUCUCCCUCAUGGCCCACUGCCUGCCCACAGGGGGGCUGACCCAAGAGCAGGUCCAGGUGGAGAUUUCAGCUGAGUAUAACCGCCAGGUCCUCCUCAGCCACGAGCAGAAGAUCGCUGCCAUCUGGCAGCAGAGGAAGCAGGAGAAGCCAUGGCUGUUCAACGGAGCCAAGUUCCGCAUUCACUCGGCCCAGCUGGAGGGCAGGGGGCUGCUGCUGCUGAGACUGGGCCUGACCUGCUACAAGGACUACCUGGGCACAAACUGGGCGCCCGAGGCCCGGCUCCUGCAGGAGCGGGGCGUGGCAGACUUUGGCGACAGCCAGGCCUACCUGGCAGAGCCGCUGGGGGUCGGCGCCAUGCUUCACACGGCCGACGACUGCUUUGUGUUCCUGAGGAGGAGCGAGCGGGUCGCUGAGGCAGCAGCGCAGGUGGACAUUCCGGGAGGACACGCAGAACCCAAGGCAGCUGUGAAAGGAAUUCCGGAAGAUUCCAUUCAGGUGCAACACUUGUCGGGGGAGCUGGUGGUUCAGGAAAUAUUUUCCUCCAUUCUGGGCGAGAUCCGAGAUGAGGUCAAUGUCCCUCUGGAAAAUUUAAGCAGACCUUUGCUGCUGGGAAUUGCAAGGAAUCACAGAAGCGCAGGACGGCCCAGUGCGGAGUUUUAUGUUCGGUGUAAGCUGACGUCGGAGGAGGUGAGGCAGCGCUAUCUCAUCGGAGGAGUUGAGGCCCAUGAAUCGACCAGCAUCAGCUUUGUCAAGCGCGAGGAGGUCCUGAAACUGGAGGAGGAUGCGGAAAGCUGGCGAGAGCUGUGCCCGUCAGCCAAGGGCGCCGUCAAGCUCUACACACUCGUGCGCCCCUCCCGGGCGUCUUGAACCCUCCCCGAGCGGAAGUGGAACCGUGACACGGGACCUUCAGUACUGCGUUGGGAAAUGGCAUGCUCUAGGGAAGCACAAAGCACAAUGGGCAUGUUUCUGGGCAUCGGAAUCUGUCGGUUUGUCUCUCUCUGUCUCUGUGUGGUGGGGGUGGGGGUUGGUGAACGCGGUAUACAUUGUCUCCAGGAUCUGUGCUGCUCGACCCAGCUGAGUGGUAAGGAGGCCACUCAGCCCGUUGUGCCUGUGUCGGGGAAGCAGGGUAGCAUGGGGAGUUGGCUCACGGACAGAGCCAGCAUGGUAACGACUGAGGGGCCGAGUGGCCACUUCCUGUGCUGGAGCCAUUCCCUGAUUGCGACAGAGCGAAGGGGUAACGAUAACCGAGGGUGGCCGGUACAUCGGGUUCGAGCUGUGGAAACUCAACGUCAAUUAAAGAAUCUGCAUUCACAUA